ACAAACCAGUUGCUGUUAAGACUUCCUUUUCACCUUUGUGCCAUGGAUUUUAACGUGAAGCGGCUCGCCGCGGAUGCCGGCACUUUUCUGAGCCGCGCAGUGCAAUUCACAGAAGAGAAGUUUGGUCAGGCUGAGAAGACAGAGUUGGAUGCCCAUUUGGAGAACCUUCUGGUCAGAGCUGAGAACACGAAGCAAUGGACUGAGAGAAUUAUGAAGCAGACAGAAGUCUUGCUACAGCCCAACCCAAAUGUCCGACUGGAAGAAUUUUUGUAUGAGAAGCUGGAGAAAAAAGCCCCCACGCGGAUGAACAACCAUGAGUUGUUGGGCCAGUCCAUGAUUGAGUCAGGAAAUGAAUUUGGCCCAGGAACUGCCUAUGGAAAUGCUCUAAUAAAAUGCGGCGAGACGCAGAAGCAGAUUGGCGGGGCGGAGCGGGAGUUCAUCCAGAGUGCCGCCAUCAACUUCCUGACUCCUUUCCGAAAUUUCCUUGAAGGCGACUUUAAAACCAUCCUGAAAGAGCGGAAGCUCCUGCAGGUCAAGCGCCUGGAUCUGGACGCGGCUAAGACCCGGGUGAAGAAGGCGCGCUUGGCUGACGCCAGAGCAGCGGCGGAGCAGGAGCUGCGGAUGACCCAGAGCGAGUUUGACCGGCAGGCCGAGAUCACCCGCCUGCUGUUGGAGGGCGUCAGCAGCACCCACGCGCACCACCUCCGCUGUUUGAACGAUUUUGUGGAGGCACAGACGACGUACUACGCUCAGUGUUACCAGUACAUGGUCGACCUUCAGAAGCAGCUUGGCAGCUUCCCCUCCACGUUCUCCAACAACAACCAGUCGUCCGUGUCGGGCGGGGCCAGCAUCUCCGUGCCCACCAUCCCGGUGUCGGCCGCCAUGCCCAGCGUGUCAGCGGGCCGCAGCAGCUCCACGGCGUCGGGGGGAUUCAGCGAGCUGCGCAGCUCCAACGGCAGCCGCAAAGCCCGAGUCCUGUACGACUACGACGCCGCCAGCAGCAGCGAGCUCUCCCUGCUGGCCGACGAGGUGAUCACAGUCAGCAGCGUUCCUGGCAUGGAUUCCGAUUGGCUGAUGGGGGAGCGCGGCAGCCAGAAGGGCAAAGUGCCAAUCACCUACCUGGAGCUACUGAACUGA
This is a messenger RNA of Menidia menidia (Atlantic silverside), 1137 nucleotides long. Lineage: Eukaryota; Metazoa; Chordata; Actinopteri; Atheriniformes; Atherinopsidae. The record is from the annotation of a GenBank genome assembly.